UCACACACAGCCCGACCCAUCACUGCCCACAACACGGAAGACGGACAAGGGGAGCAACUGAUCUGAUGUCUCUCCUUCUCUAUAUUUACUAGCUGAGAGAUCCCAUUUUCACCAAACCAAAUUUCCCCAGAUCCAAAACUUGCUGUUCGCAUCCACACCACCAAUGGGAUUCCCGUCAAACGGCGCCGCAUCAGAAACCACCAAGCCUCUCAAGUUCCUCAUCUAUGGGCGCACCGGCUGGAUAGGUGGUCUCUUGGGGAAGCUCUGCGACUCCCAGGGAAUCCACUACACCUACGGCUCCGGUCGCCUCGAAAAUAGAGUCUCACUCGAAGCUGACAUCGCCAACAUCAAGCCUACUCAUGUAUUCAACGCUGCCGGUGUCACUGGCCGGCCUAAUGUCGACUGGUGCGAGUCUCACAAGGUCGAGACUAUUCGGACCAAUGUGGUCGGAACGCUCACCUUGGCCGACGUCUGCAGAGAAAAGGGUCUGAUUUUGAUUAAUUAUGCUACGGGCUGUAUUUUCGAGUACGACGCCAAGCAUCCUCUCGGGUCUGGCAUCGGGUUUAAGGAGGAGGAUACUCCAAAUUUCAUCGGAUCCUUCUAUUCGAAGACCAAAGCCAUGGUGGAAGAGUUGCUCAAGAAUUACGAAAAUGUCUGUACCUUGCGUGUCAGAAUGCCCAUUUCAUCUGAUUUAUGUAAUCCCCGCAACUUUAUCACAAAGAUCACUCGGUAUGAGAAGGUUGUUAAUAUUCCUAACUCAAUGACAAUCUUGGAUGAACUGCUUCCCAUUUCCAUUGAGAUGGCAAAGAGGAACCUCACUGGAAUCUGGAACUUUACGAACCCUGGUGUGGUCAGUCACAAUGAGAUAUUAGAGAUGUAUAGGGAUUAUAUUGACCCCAACUUCGCAUGGAAAAACUUUACUCUUGAGGAGCAGGCAAAAGUAAUAGUUGCCCCAAGGAGCAAUAAUGAACUCGAUGCCACCAAAUUGAGCAAGGAAUUCCCUGAAAUGUUGCCAAUUAAGGAGUCCCUUAUCAAGUAUGUGUUCAAGCCAAAUCAGAAGACUCCUUCUGCUUGAUGCAUUAAAAUCAACGGCCCACGUUCCUGUCCAUUAAGGGAUCCAUUUCUUAAGUAUGAUUUGAACAAAUGAAUUGCCGCUGGUUUGUAAGUUUGAAAUUUUGGUGUACCCUUUUGCUAUUUAUUACAUCCUGUUCAUGAGGGUAGAUGUGAUUCCUCACAGGUUCCUCUUCCCAAAUGAUACCCAUGAUUGCAUCUAUUAAUAUUUGAAUGUUGUAUUUGUAACUUGAUCAUGAAUAAAUUAGUUGCAAGUGAUUUAUCAGGUUAAAAA
Manihot esculenta (cassava) is the source of this 1345-nucleotide messenger RNA. RefSeq names its product bifunctional dTDP-4-dehydrorhamnose 3,5-epimerase/dTDP-4-dehydrorhamnose reductase. The transcript has 2 exons. Gene Ontology annotation, molecular function: methionine adenosyltransferase regulator activity. The coding region runs from base 164 to 1075 and encodes 303 amino acids. Gene Ontology annotation, biological process: S-adenosylmethionine biosynthetic process. Lineage: Eukaryota; Viridiplantae; Streptophyta; Magnoliopsida; Malpighiales; Euphorbiaceae. Gene Ontology annotation, cellular component: methionine adenosyltransferase complex. The record is from RefSeq and is a predicted model, not a curated record.